This is a messenger RNA of Musca domestica (house fly), 5078 nucleotides long. RefSeq names its product mucin-2. NCBI's taxonomy places the organism in Eukaryota, Metazoa, Arthropoda, Insecta, Diptera, Muscidae. The transcript is spliced from 7 exons. The record is from RefSeq and is a predicted model, not a curated record. Bases 479 to 4927 code for a protein of 1482 amino acids.
CAAACAAUCUGUCAACUCGCGACGACAUAUCAGUUCUUAUAAGAAUUUCGUGAACUCCUGUGAAUAAAUCGUAUCAAAUCAAUUGAAAAAUUGCAAAAUACAAGUUAUCAAAGGCAAAAAAGCAAACAAAAAUGUUACAAUAAUGAUUUCCAAUGAAGCUGUGCUUUAAAUAUUACCCCAAAAAGGGUGUAAAACAUGUUUUGCCCCAUAUAUUUUAAUUGUAUGUGAUGUAUUUCGUUGCCUGCUACGAAACGACGAAGAAAAAAGGCAAUUAACAAUUCAAGUGUCAUUUAUAAUCGCUUGCUGUGUGUCUGUGUUUCAAUAUUUUUUCUUGUGUGGGUCUGAUUGACAUUUAUUUUUUUAUAUUUGGUUGUCUUAAUAAAAUACAAGAUAAAUAAAGGAAGUGUAAAGGUAAAAAAAAAUUACCAUCUUUGUGAACUGCUCAAUUGAUAUUCAGCACCUUUUGUAAGCGGAUAUUAUGGAAACAGAACAAAAUGGCAACAACCAACAAACGCAGCAACAUAAUCCAACCUCCACAACAGCACCACAUAAUGUGGAGCAACCAAGCAGUGGUGGGCAUCAUCAAUUGGUACCUCACCAGCACCAUGGCAUGAAUGAACUUGCAUUGGAAGUGCAACAGCAUGUGAAUGAAGAAGUGGUCCCGGCAAAUUAUGAAACGGUCUAUGUUAUAGAGGAUGUUGGCUCCGAUGUGGCAGUAAGUCGAUCACAUUACCUACCAUCGACAUCAGAUUAUGGAGCAUCAGUGGAUGGUGGAACUGGCAAUAAUACAACCUCCUCGGCUGCGGUAACAACAUCGUCGGCGGAAUCCCAACAGCAGCAGCAGCAGCAGCAUUUAUUAACACCAAAUCGUCCUUUGUACUAUCCAAGGCAACAUUAUCACCAUCAUCACCACCACCAUCAUCAUCAUCCACACCAGCAUCUGCAUCAACCGUAUCAGCAAAUACAGCGUCAACAUUAUACGUCGCCUGGUGGUUAUAUGGCGGAAUCUGAUUUGGAGGGAUCGUCAGCGGAUCGCACCACAGCUGGAAGUAUAGGCUAUCAUCAUAUCCAGCAUCCUCACAACAAUCAUAUACAACAGCCGCCUCCAUCCCAGCAGCAGCAGCAGCAGGCGAAUGCUGUUUGUCGCCCACAUUAUCACCAUCAUCGUCUCCAGCAGCAGCAGCCGGCCUCUACAGUACCCCAUCACGGCGCCAGUACUUCAACAGUGGCAAGGGUUUGCGAAUCAUCAGAAUAUGACAGCAAUGGCGGCGAUAUUCCACAUUCGCAGCAUCAGUACAGCGAUGAAUAUCAUCCAGAUGGUGCCCGCGGUGGUGGCUACUACUAUGCCUACCUGCCUACCCAAAAUCAUCCGCAUCAUGCUCAGCAUUGUCACCACCACCAUUCUCAACAAUCUCAAUCGUGCCACUGUGCGGCAACGAGUAGUAACACAAGUUCCCCACCACAACCACCGCCACCCCACAGUCUACCCAACUCGGCCAGCCAAUGUGACAGCCACACUCAAAAUGGCAUCACCCGUAACCUGCCAACUGCUGCCUCGGAAGUUAUUGUUCCAUACCAUGCAAGGGAUAAUCCUGAAGUGGAAGCGCGGGGAGGAACCGCAAGCUCAGCAAAUAUCAUUUUCAACAGUCAUGCCACAACAACGGCAAAUGGCAACGAAAGGGAUAGACCAAGGAGGAGAUUUUACGAAGACACACCCUAUGUUUUAGUACCUUCGUCGUCAUCUAGGAAUGAGGAUGAGGUUGCCUCGACCACAUCCACUUCCAUGAAUACCACCUUGCCACCGGAUGAAUUGGAGUCAUGUCGUGGCACACCCUACUCAAUAUCUAUGCCUCAGCCGCCGCCCAACGAUGAGGUUUCAUCGGCAUCGUCAGAGACGGAACAUGUGCAAUUUGCCCAUACGCGGACCACAAAUACCACAACAACAACAUCAGCAGCAGCCAAUAAAAAACAUAAGUCCACCACCACCAAUGUUGUGGGUUCAUCGCCCACAUCAACCUCAUCAACGGGUGGGGGGAGUUCCGGCAACCAUCGCUCGUCUAGUACAGCAAACAAUGAAGCCACUGCCAGUGGCAGGGAACGCUUUACCAUUGAUCUGGUUGAAUCAACAUCAUCCUCAUCCAACAACAACAACAGCAGCAGCAAUUCUCAGAGGCAAUUGAGUGAUGAUCAACCCUCAACAUCGGCGGGUACCCGGAGGGGUGAAAGGGCCUCCUUCGAAUAUUGGCAAUACCAGGAUGAGAGCUCGGACCAAACAUCCUCACAGGCGUGGAAUUUACAUAAACCCUCCUCCUCAUCGUCCUCGGCGAAAUGCAAAGGAAAUACCAGCCAAACUAACGAUGCCGAUGACGGAUCCAACUCACCAUUGGGACAUUUUCAUUUACGUUACACCCGACCCAAUGAGAGAAGACAGACCCAGACAGAAGCGGCAGAAGAGGAGGAGGAAGACGAGGAGGAACCGGGCAGAUCAUCCAAAAUACAAAGACUUAAUAGCAAUCAUACUGGAGGAGUACACAACCGAAAUAACUCCGGCUUGUUUCCGUCCAGGGAUUCUUCCAGUACGAAUUCUUCGCAUGGCUCCUAUGUCAUAACCUAUGCAGGAAAUAACCUACCGCCUCCGCCGCCGCCACCACCACCAGUACCGGUACCACCGUCGUCACCACCACCAUCAAUAUCGACGCCACUAUUUUCCAACUCAGUGACGUCAAUAUUUUCCAACUUGCCUUCAAUACAACUUGUGAGGAGGAAACGCCCCGAGGCUGUCUCCAGCUCCAACCAACAGGCGGUAAAUUUUGCCGACAGUGAUGAUCAGCCUUCCACGUCACGUGGUGGAGGAAGAAGCCGUCGACCGGAAGCCGCUACCAAUGCCAAACAAAAUCCCAACACUAAAAUGCCAGCUGUCUUGACCGCGCCCGAUUUACAAUUAGAUUGGCUGUCGGAUGCAACCACCACUCCCAGUACCGAUGGCGAUGAUGAUGAAGUGGUCUUUGUUCAUUCCAGCCGUGAACCGAUUCUAUCCAUAGAUUUGACGGCAGACGAUGAAUCACCUUUGGCACUGGAAAUGCCCAGCCAUAGCAGUGUGGCGGGUACCACCACGACCACGAACCAGAAUGCCUCAACAACUGGCAUCAUUUGCUCAGUUGGUCUGGCUGCACCGCAAUUUGUAAUGUCAUCGGAGCCAACUCGUCUCAGUCCCAAUUGGUACAUGGAAGAUACCAUGUCUGGCCUUUUUCCCUCGCCCGUUGCAGAGCCUCAAAGGGCGCAUCAAUCUAACAGUACUGGCCUAAACAACUAUGCAUUCCAAGGUGGCAAUACCUACCAAACGGCGGCAAGGUCUUUUUCGGCCGGUAGCACGUCUUCAAUGGGCGAAGCAUCGAGUUCUCGUGUGUGGCCAACUGCGCCCUGCCUGGAUUGCUUUAUGCCAUCCGAUCAAGACAAUGAAGUUGCUGGCGAGGCGGUCGCCGAGAAUCACUGGGAUUCGGCAAAUUCAUCCUCGUCAGCCUCAUCAUCAUUGGCCACAAUAGCACCCCAUUGUCGCAACACGAACUCAAGUGGAGGCCAACCGUUGACGCGCCUAAGAACUGUUUGGCAUCCAUAUUUGCCGGAAACCACUUUACCAGGGACCAUGCUAUCGAUUGUGCCAACCUCCUUCCCUGCCAUACCGAAUUCGCCACCACCACCCAUUUUCCUUGUGGAUCCCUACGAUGCUGCUGCCAUGCAGGGUAUGGCGCCGGUGGCGACAAGGGAUUUGGUAGGUGUACGAAACAGUGGACCUCCACACACCGUUUUACCGCCUCCCACACCUUUAUACUUACAGCAGCCGAACAUGGUGCCAGAUACAACCAACCAAGCACCAGCACCACAACAACAACAACAGCAGCAGCAGCAGCCAUCACGUUCGAUGGUAAAUCCCCCGCCAUCUCUAUCACCGCACAUAAGUCCAUCAACGGCCGCCCUUUUGGGCAAUACCCCCAUUGCCCAUCAAUACCCACAUGCACCACAUUCCAUGUAUCAUCAUCAUCACCAUCACACACAUACCGCCCACACAACGACACGACCCCAUGACAACCACAUAAUCACCCAUAAUCAUCAUGGCCAUUCACAUGGUCAUGGUCUACCGCACACACACUCCACACUAACAUUCCGACCGGGGGCCACGGCAGCUGCAGCGGCCGCUGGUGUAGGUGGCGCUGGACCACCACCACCACCGUAUCUGGUCCAUCAGAAUCUAUGGCUGCGCCAGCAUAAUGUCCAGGAAAUCCAUCGUCGUCAUAUGACGCCAACACCCAUCGACUUGUCAUCGAAUCCUUUGAAUUUGACCAGUAGCUUUCGUACACGUUUCCAGCAAAUGUCGAAUGUAUGUUCCUGUGUGCAUGGGCGAAAUGGUCCUGUCUCAAGCCUAGAUCCUGCUUAUUAUCCCUAUGAUUCCCGCCCACAACCACAAAAUCGCCGAUGUCCAGCCUUGCGUCGGCCAGCUGUUCACCAUCAUAUGUUCCAUCAUCAUUAUUCACCGGUCCAUGUGGAGAUUGAUUUAUCCACGCCACGUAUCUUCAUUGGUUCAUCGAUAAGGCCACCGCGUGGAGCAACGGUGGAAAUCAUUGAACGCAAUACCUUGCCGCAUAAAUAUCGCCGUGUCCGACGUCCCAGUGAAACCGAUGAAGAUGCCGAAAAGUGCGCCAUUUGUUUGUCGCUAUUCGAAAUUGAAAAUGAUGUGAGACGUUUACCCUGCAUGCAUUUAUUCCAUACGGACUGUGUGGACCAAUGGUUAGUGACCAAUAAACACUGCCCCAUUUGUCGUGUGGACAUUGAGACACAUUUGAAUAAGGAUGCCCUGAUUGCAACAUCGUCUAGUGGCAACAGCGAUAAUGGAGCCAAUGGAGGCUGGUGGCAACCGACGGCUGAUUGUUAAUGUUAAAAGCAAAAACCCCAUACUAUUUGGAAUACCAACAAACAAACAUAUACAGGGUGGUAAUUGAAUCCCUUUUUUCUUUCGUUUUCUUCUCAACAGGGAAAUUAUAAAAAGCAAAGGCAAAAAACAACCAAAUUUAUUGAUGUUCCUU